UUGAUUUCAAAUUCAAGAAAAUGUGAAUUUUAUCAAUAUUAUUUGGAAAUGGGAACUAAAAAAGGAUAAAAUUUGUUAUCAAGAUCAAUUUAUAAUGUCAUUCUUUAAAGCAACGCAGUUUUUGUGUACAAAUAUUAGAUUACGAAUUUCAACUCUACCUGUAAAGAAUCAAAUUCGAUUUUAUUCAAUGCACAAUAGACAAGCAAGAAAGCCAUCUAAAUAUCCAGGUUUUCUACUUUGUACCUUCAUUUUCAGUACAGCUCUUGGCUACACUUUUUUUAAAUCAAAAGAAUAUGAUUUUCCAUCUGCACAUGAUGUUUUUAAUUUUUUUCUAUCAGGCAUCAGUUCCGUACAAUUUAACCUUUAUGACAUUAGCCAAAAUAGAAGUAAAUAUAAUUUUAUUGCUGACGUCGUCGAAAUUUGUGCACCAUCAGUUGUAUUGGUACAAGUAAAAGAUUCCAAAAAAUCUGGUAUUUCAGCAAAAAAUCCUUCAGUUUUUGCUAAUGGAUCUGGAUUCAUAGUUAGGCAAGAUGGUUUAAUACUUACAAAUGCUCAUGUUGUUAUGAUUGUCAUGAAGAAAUCAAAUCUUUCUGUCACGGUACGACUUUUGGAUGGAUUUACUUACGAUGCAGUUGUUGAAGACAUUGAUUUGGAAUCAGAUCUUGCGACAUUGAGAAUAAAUAAGAAAAAUUUGCCUGUUAUAAAAUUAGGAAAUUCAAAAAAUUUAAGACCAGGAGAAUUUGUUGUAGCAAUUGGAUCUCCACUUUCCUUAAGUAACUCCAUUACAAGCGGUGUUGUCAGUAGUCCAAAUAGACGAAGUGAAGAAUUAGGAAUUUCUCACAAUCAAAUGAGUUAUAUUCAAACUGAUGCAGCAAUUACUUUUGGAAAUUCUGGAGGACCUCUAGUGAAUCUUGAGGGUGAAGUUAUUGGAAUAAAUGCAAUGAAAGUGACUCCAGGAAUUUCGUUUGCUAUUCCAGUAGACUAUGCCAAAGAAUUUUUGCGAAAGUCUGAGGCAAAGAGAAAAGGGAAAAUUUUUUCAAUUCAACAGUUUAAGAAUGAAGAACUAGAAAGGAAGAGAUAUUUGGGAAUUACAAUGUUCACUCUUAUUCCAGAAAUUAUUUUUGAUAUGCAACACAUCAUCGGAAGUGGUUUUCAGCUCAUUAAACAUGGAGUUCUAAUUUGGAAAAUAAUGGAAGGUUCACCAGCUGACUUAGGUGGUUUAGAGAAUGGUGAUAUUAUCACCCAUGCCAAUAGUACACCUGUUAAUUCAACUAGAAAUAUUUAUGAAGCACUUGAUGGAACAGGACCUUUGCUAUUAACAAUAAUAAGGAGAGGUCAAAUUUUGGAAUUUAAUAUUGAGCCUGAAAAUUUAAAAUAAAAAUUUCACGUAAUUCAGUAUUUCUAUUUGUCUA
This is a messenger RNA of Leptopilina boulardi, 1412 nucleotides long. RefSeq names its product serine protease HTRA2, mitochondrial-like (gene HtrA2). Lineage: Eukaryota; Metazoa; Arthropoda; Insecta; Hymenoptera; Figitidae. The coding region runs from base 95 to 1378 and encodes 427 amino acids. The transcript has a single exon. The record is from RefSeq and is a predicted model, not a curated record. Gene Ontology annotation, molecular function: serine-type endopeptidase activity; protein binding. Gene Ontology annotation, biological process: positive regulation of apoptotic process; proteolysis; programmed cell death.